Messenger RNA from Magallana angulata, 456 nucleotides. RefSeq lists its product as uncharacterized. The record is from RefSeq and is a predicted model, not a curated record. NCBI's taxonomy places the organism in Eukaryota, Metazoa, Mollusca, Bivalvia, Ostreida, Ostreidae. The coding region runs from base 1 to 456 and encodes 151 amino acids. The transcript is spliced from 4 exons.
AUGAGAUAUGACCCAAGGCCAGAUAAACCUCCGGUAGUCAUCAAGGUCAAGGGCACAGCCAAGAGAAAACUGGAAUUCGCCCAAAAACCUCCUCUUCCUCCGCUGGACCCUGCUCUUCCUCCGCUGGACCCUGCUCUUCCUCCGCUGGACCCUGCUCUUACUCCGCUAGACCCUCCUCUUCCUCCGCUGGACCCUCCUCUUCCUCCGCUAGACCCUGCUCUUCCUCUGCUGGACCCUGCUCUUCCUCCGCUAGACCCUCCUCUUCAUCCAUUGGACCCUGCUCUUCCUCCGCUAGACCCUCCUCUUUCUCCGCUGGACCCUGCUCUUCCUCCGCUGGACCCUGCUCUUCUUCCGCUAGACCCUCCUCUUCCUCCGCUGGACCCUGCUCUUCCUCCGCUAGACCCUCCUCUUCCUCCGCUAGACCCUCCUCUUCCUCCGCUGGACCAUGAAUGUUAA